AUGAUUACAGACGAUGGUGGAAGCCACACGCAUUUGAUAGACGAAGUGCUUCUGACGAACUUUAAGACAAAUCACCAUGGCUUCUCUCAAAAAUGCUGCCAAGAGCAGACAGAAGCCACACAGAGAACGUAGCCAGCCUGAAAGUCGAGCCAAGCUUGGGUUUUUGGAGAAGAAAAAAGAUUACAAACAGAGGGCAGAAGAAUUUCAUCGUAAGGAAAGCACAUUGACAGCUCUGAGACGAAGGGCUUUAAACAGAAAUCCUGAUGAGUUCUACUUUAACAUGGUUCGCACGAAGAAAGUGGAUGGAGUGCAUCAACCCCGAGAGGAAAGAGAGCCUGAAUAUACGGAGGAACAGAUUAAACUGAUGCGCUCACAAGAUAUAAGAUAUGUUAACUUCAAGAGAACUGCAGAAUUAAAAAAAAUUGAAAGGCUGAAGUCAGAGUUACAUCUGUUGGAUGCGCAGGAUAAGCCUCAAAACAAACACACAAUAUUUGUGGAUUCCAAAAAAGAUGUGAAGACGUUUGAUGCUGCAAGUCAUUUCAACACCCACCCAGCCCUGGUAGGAAGACGAUACAACAGACCCACCUGGGAUACACUAGAAAAACACCAGACACCGGUCUUUGAUGAGGAAAUGAUGCAGGACCUAGCCUCAGAAAAACAGAAAAAAUACAAGGAGUUGACCAAAAGGAUAGAACGUGAAAGAGAGUUGAGUAUAAUAGCUCAGAAGAUGGAAGUCCAGAAACGAUUAAUGGACAAAAAGGCCAAGAAGAAGAAAAUAGCGGAUGAAACUAAAGAAAGUGCAGCGCAGUAUAGAUGGUGUGCCAAAAGGAAAAGAUAGUGAUCAGCAGUGGUCACGCACAUGUUGAUGCUAUGAAAUGGAGGAAAAACAUGUUUGAACUGUGAAUUUUGAAUAAUAAAUGAGGUG
This is a messenger RNA of Liolophura sinensis, 925 nucleotides long. Its product is annotated as probable U3 small nucleolar RNA-associated protein 11. Gene Ontology annotation, biological process: rRNA processing. The transcript is spliced from 8 exons. Gene Ontology annotation, cellular component: small-subunit processome; nucleolus. The record is from RefSeq and is a predicted model, not a curated record. Bases 77 to 838 code for a protein of 253 amino acids. Lineage: Eukaryota; Metazoa; Mollusca; Polyplacophora; Chitonida; Chitonidae.